AUUAAGCACCUAGGCAUGCAGACUGCUUCUACAAACUUUUGUGAAAGAAUGUGUCGCUCUCAGGAGCUCAGUGAAUUCAAACGUGGGACCGUGAUAGAUUGCCACCUGUGCAAUAAGUCCAUCUGUGAUAUUUCCUUGCUACUAAAUAUUCCAGCUGUUAGUGGUGCUAUAACAAAGUGGAAGCAACUGGGAACAACAGCAAAACAGCCACGAAGUGGUAGGCCACGUAAAAUGACAAAGCGGUGUCAGCGCAUGCUGAAGCGCACAGUUCGCACAAGUCGCCAAUUGUCUGCAGAGUCAAUAGCUAAAGACCUCAAAACAUUGUGUGGCCUUCAGAUUAGAACAACAAUGGUGCGUAGAGAGCUUCAUGGAAUGGGUUUCCAUGGCUGAGCAGUUGCAUCCAAGCCUUACAUUACCAAGUGCAAUGCAGUGUUGGAUGCAGUGGUGUAAAGCACACCGGCACGGGACUCUAGAGCAUUACUUUCCUGACUGCAUUGUGCCAAGUGUAAAGUUU
Molecule: messenger RNA, 514 nt
Organism: Staurois parvus
Lineage: Eukaryota; Metazoa; Chordata; Amphibia; Anura; Ranidae
Source: the annotation of a GenBank genome assembly